CUGUGUAUAAAUAUAUUCCAAAACUGAUGGUCCAUAGACAGAGAGGGUUGCAGAAGAAAGCUUUAUCUCUCUGCCACUAGUAGACACUAAAAUCAUCAAUGGGGGAGGAAGCGAAGAAACCGGUGGAGGAGAAGAAAAUGGAGGGGAAGAAACCAGAAGAAGGAGAAGAAUCCGGGAAGAAAUCCGAGGAGAAGAAGCCGGAAAAUCCGCCGGAGAAAUCUGGAGAUCCGAAGGAGGUGGUGGAGGAGGAGAAGAAGAAGCCUCAGGAGAUUGUUCUUAAAAUUUACAUGCACUGUGAAGGAUGUGCCAAGAAAGUUCGUCGGUGUCUCAAAGGAUUCGAAGGAGUCGAGGAUGUAAUGACGGAUUGUAAAAGUGGUAAGGUCAUUGUGAAAGGAGACAAGGCAGAUCCAUUGAAGGUGUUGGAGAGAUUGCAAAGGAAGAGCAACCGCCAAGUGGAGCUUCUUUCUCCGAUCCCCGAGCCGAAACCGGCCGAGGAACCGGAGAAGAAGGCCGUCGAGAAACCUAAAGCCGAGGAGAAAAAGGAAGAGGCAGUGACAGUGGUGCUGAGAGUUCACAUGCAUUGUGAAGCAUGUGCCAUGGAGAUCCAAAAGAGAAUCAUGAGAAUGAAAGGAGUGGAGAGUGUGGAACCAGAGUACAAGGCCUCACAAGUGAUUGUGAAAGGAAUCUUCACUCCGGCGACGUUGGUCGAAUACAUAUACCGAAAAACCGGCAAACACGCCGCCGUGGUCAAGCAAGAUCCGCCGCCGGAAAUGUCACCGGAGAAAGACAAAGACAAAGAGACCAAAGACAAACCAUCCAAAGAGGACAAGAAGGCGAAAGCGGAGGAGAAAAAACCCAAAGAAGAGAAAAACAAAAAAGAUCAAUUAGACAAAGCCAAAGAGCCCAAAGAUUCCGGCGGCGGCGGCGAGGCCAAACCGGCGGUGGAAAGCGGUGGCGAUGCGGCGGCGGCGGAGGAGACGGAGAAAGUGGUGGAGACAAAGAGGAACGAGUAUUAUUACCAUUAUAGCCCGCCGAGGUAUCCAAUGGAUAAUGUUUAUUAUUACGCUCAACCACCUCAGAUUUUCAGCGACGAGAACCCAAACGCUUGUACCCUGAUGUAAUAACGCGUCGGUGCCAGGGGCAUUUUAGGAAUUUAAUAAAUGCGUCUGCCAUCUAGAUGUUUUUGGUUAUUAUUAAAUACAUUCUAGUUGUACGUCGCAUUAACUUCCUCGUAUGGUUCUUUGGGGCUAACUUUCGAAAUUUAGAGGUUAUAUAAUAAAAUAAUCAGUAAACGA
Molecule: messenger RNA, 1295 nt
Organism: Tarenaya hassleriana
Lineage: Eukaryota; Viridiplantae; Streptophyta; Magnoliopsida; Brassicales; Cleomaceae
Product: heavy metal-associated isoprenylated plant protein 3-like
Exons: 5
Coding region: 99-1121 (340 amino acids)
Molecular function (GO): metal ion binding
Source: RefSeq, a predicted model, not a curated record